Phalaenopsis equestris is the source of this 1726-nucleotide messenger RNA. RefSeq lists its product as uncharacterized. Bases 483 to 1268 code for a protein of 261 amino acids. The record is from RefSeq and is a predicted model, not a curated record. The transcript is spliced from 3 exons. Lineage: Eukaryota; Viridiplantae; Streptophyta; Magnoliopsida; Asparagales; Orchidaceae.
GAUGGAUCUCCGAGAACCUCGCGUUCGAGUCUUAUUACUCAUCGCUGGUAUUAUUGCUCUCAGCAUGGCAGGCAUUUAUGGGGCGAGCUCAGGGUGCUUCUCAGGGGCAGAGCAUGAGCCAGUUCACCCCAUGCCAAUGCGAAGGAGCAAUCCUCAUGAGGCUUACAAACCGGAACAUCUUGUACGUCUCGAGAGCUCAGUUUGUACCCUCAUGGGGGCGUACGACCCAUUAUUGAUAAAAAGGAAAAAACCCUAAUUUUCCAGACAUACUCAAAUCAUACCGAUUCAGGCCUCUCCCACAACAAAAGGUGAUCCCGAAUCCGUCUGCUUUGUUUCUCGCAGAGUUGCACGGCGAGGAUCUCGUAUUUAUCUGCUUCGUCUGUCGUAUGCAUAAGAUCCGACAGUUGUCUUCUUCUUCUCUCACACGCAGACGAUCCAACAAUAGAAGAUCCUAGAGCUGCUUCAUCUCUCCCGCAAAGCGUAUGCUUCGUCUCUCCUAUAGUCGAAUUUUUUUUGCUGAAAAGUUUAGGGAAUUGGUUGGAGAAGAAGUUUCAUCCAAAAGUGGCAAAUUCACAUUUUUGAACUGCUUUGAUAUGGGCUCUGGUACCUUUUCAUGUAUUGGAAAAGAAGGAAUUAAGCUCUACGUCUACAACCUUCGAAGUAAACAUGUUGAAAAUGUAAGACAACAGGCGAUUGAAGUUGCUUUAACUAAUGCACUACAAGAAGGGCUAAGUGCCAGUGAUGCAGCGAAGCAGGCACAGAAGUCAGGUCAGAAAGCUGCAAAGUUAGCUUCACGGCAAGCCAAACGUAUCGUAGGUCCUAUUCUAUCCUCUGCCUGGGAUUUCUUUGAAGCUGUGUAUUAUGGUGGCACUAUGAUGGAAGGAGUUCUUAGAGGGGUUGGCACCUUGUUUGGGACAUACGCAGGUGGCUAUCAUGGUGAAGAAAUUUUUGGAAAGUUGGGUUACCUGCUUGGAAGCCACUUGGGUAGUUGGGUUGGAGGGAGAAUAGGCUUGAUGGUUUAUGAUGUGUGCAACGGGGUUGCUCUCAUUCUUCAGUUUUUCACAUUUGAAGGAACUACUAGUAGUGAUCUUAGUGCCAAUGAAGAUGAUGUUAAAGAUUCAUACAUCAAUGAACAGAGCACUGAUUUCGAAGAUGCAUCCGCUGUUGAUCAGAACCCCGAAUCAUUCCGUGAGGACAGUGAGUACCGUGAAAUUUCUAAUGAGAACUCUGAGGACUCCAAUGGCUGGGGAUUCCUUUCCGGAAGAUAACACAGAUAGAAGAAACAUUUAUUUUUAACCGUUGAAGCUGAGCCCUAAGAUGCUAGAUUGCUAAAUUCUGGUUAUUUGUCUGUUAGGAAAUGGGAAGAUUUAGCAGAUUCAUGGGUAUCGUUAUUUGAGACAGUUAAUUCACCGUCCAGAGUGAUAUGAGCACUUUUUGUCCUUUUUUCUGCAUCAAUUGCUUGCAAUCUUAGCGUUACACCGGAAGUUUUUCAGCACUGCCAUUAAACAUAUAGUAGAUUGCAAUCUUUGAUAAUUUACUACCCAUGGUGAAAUAAUUGGAAUUUUCUUGGUAUUUUAUAGACGAGAGGUUAAUUUUAAGCUGUUUACAAAAUUUUUAGUUUGUUUUUAGUGCUGAGAAAAAUAGUUGGAGAGCUGAGAUGAAUAGUGAUUACUUUGACUGCUCUCUGUUCAUAAUUCAUUUUGAUGUUUGACUAGGUUGUCUUUGA